Lethenteron reissneri (Far Eastern brook lamprey) is the source of this 4418-nucleotide messenger RNA. RefSeq lists its product as uncharacterized. Gene Ontology annotation, molecular function: histone deacetylase binding; transcription corepressor activity. Gene Ontology annotation, biological process: negative regulation of transcription by RNA polymerase II. Gene Ontology annotation, cellular component: nucleoplasm. The record is from RefSeq and is a predicted model, not a curated record. NCBI's taxonomy places the organism in Eukaryota, Metazoa, Chordata, Hyperoartia, Petromyzontiformes, Petromyzontidae.
UGUGUGUCUCUCUGUGUCUGUCUGUGUCUCUGUGUCUCUGUGUGUGUCUCUGUGUGUCUUUCUCUGUGUCUGUCUGUGUCUCUGUGUCUGUCUGUGUCUUUGUGUGUGUCUCUCUCUGUGUCUGUUUGUGUCUCUGUGUGUGCGUCUGUGUGUGUCUGUGUGUCUCUCUCUCUGUGUGUCUCUCCCUGUGUGUGUCUUUGUAUGUGUCUCUGUGUGUCUCUCUCUGUGUCUGUCUGUCUCUCUGUGUCUUUGUGUGUGUCUCUCUCUGUGUCUCUGUGUGUGUCUCUCACUCUGUGUGUCUCUCCCUGUGUGUGUCUUUGUAUGUGUCUCUGUGUGUCUCUCUCUGUGUCUGUCUGUGUCUCUCUGUGUGUCUCUCUGUGUGUGUCUGUCUCUGUGUGUGUGUCUCUCUGUGUCUGUGUCUCUCUGUGUGUCUCUCUUUGUGUCUGUUUGUGUCUCUGUGUGUGUCUCUCUGUCGCUGUUUGUGUCUCUGUGUGUCUCUAUGUGUGUGUGUGUCUCUGUCGCUGUCUGUGUCUCUGUGUGUGUCUCUCUCUGUCGCUGUUUGUGUUUCCAUAUGUUUGUAACGUUGUGUCUCUGUCCGUGUCUUCAGAGAGACAGAGAGACAUGGAGGACAGGGGAGACUCGGAGACAACUCAUGAAGACAUGAUAUCUGUAGAAGAUGGAAUUUGGAGCGAUCGCGUGAAGGCUGGUUUCCAUGAUGAUCUGGCUACCCACAAUGCAACACGUCUCUACCCGCGCCUCCUGCGAUCGAGCCGACUGUCCGAGUGCGACGCGUGGGACGGCAAGCUCCGAGUGUCAACACACGACUGGAAAAAGGAUGUCCGAGUGGGACCGGACUACCAAGCCAAGGUCUCAACACUGCUGAUGCCGUUGCCGUCCGCAAACAGCGAGCACUGUCUCAGCGCCAUCCCAGCGGGAGCGGACCUCUGCUGGGAGCCAUCUCGUCUGUCUGAGAGACAAGUGGAGGACUUCCUACUGAAGGCAUCUGGCCUAUCUGAGACGGCAUCUCCCCGCAGACAGAUCCGGGACAAUGAGAGUUUCCUCUCCGCUCUCGCCCACUGUCAGUACAACACAGCCACCGCCCUCCUCCUCAUCUCCUCCUCAUCCACCGCCAUCGUCCCAGCAUGUGGCCACACGACGGGCUGCUCAUCGCCGUGGUCCCAGCUGGAGUGCGCCCAGUUUGAGCGGGCUCUCUUCCGCAUAGGCAAGGUCUUCCACGCCAUGGGCCGACCCUCUACUUCUGGCACCACCACUGCUGGCACAACCACUGCGGUUGGCGGCUGUUUGGUUGGUGGUGGUGUUGGCAGCUGUGCGGUCCCCACGCGAUCGCCAUCCGAGUGCGUUGCCUUCUACUACCUCUGGAAGAAGAGCGAGCGCUGUGACGCCUUCCUGACGCUUCGCAGGGCGCGCCUGGGCAAGCUUCGGAGGUACAACGCAGUGGGGGGGGGGACGUCCAUGGGGGGGACAGCAGCAGUGGCUUCGUCUGCGUCUUCAUCGGCUUUAUCAGUAGGGAUGUUGGGGGAGACCGCAGCAGCGUCAGCUUUGUUGUCUUCAUCGCACGGCCAGCAGGCCAACAAGCUGCGGAGGUACAACACAGCGGGGGGGACAUCCACGGAUGGGAGAGCAGCAGAUUCAGCUUUGUCGUUGCCGCACAUCCACCAGGCCACCAAGCUGCGGAAGUACAACGUGACAGGGACGUCGACAGCUUCAGUAGGGACGUCCGUGGGGACGGCAGCAGCUUCGUCUUUGUCGUUACCGCAUAGCGAGCAGGUGGCCACCAAACUGCGUAGGCACAACACAGGGGGGACGUCCGUGGGGACUGCAGCAGCUUCAGCUUUGUUAUCAUCUUCUCACGGCCAGCAGGCUCCACCAGGGGCCUUCCAUUCGUCGACGUCAUUAUCCAUGACGUCGUCGUCGUACUACCAUCCGGCUGCCACCGAUCUCAUGGAGAGGAUUCUGGACGAGAUGUCGGCCAAUGCCAUGGCCACCACCACCACUGGUAGUGGCAGCAGCACUGUUGCCGCUGCCACUACUGAUUUUGACGAUGAUGACGAUGAUGACGAUGAUGAUGGUGAUGAUGAUGAUGUUCGUGAUGGUGGUGGUGAUGAUGAGCAUGAUGAUGGUGAUGAUGUUGGUAGUGGUGAUGGUAGUGGUGGUGAUGAUGAUGAUCAUUGUGGAGGUAGUGGUGCUGGUGGUGGUGGUGAUGGUGCUGGUGGUAAUGGUGCAGGUGCUGGUGGAGAUUGUGGUGAUAGCGAUGUUAGUGUUGACGGUGCUGGUGGUGGUGGUGUGAAAAUCGCCACUGCUGCCACCGAUGUUUGUAACGAUUAUGAUGUUAAGGAUGGUGGUACUGGUGGUAGUGGAGAUAUUGAUAGUGCUGGAGGAGAUUGUGGUGAUGGUUGUGUAAAAAUUGCCACCACUGCAACCAAUGUUAAAAACGAUGUUUAUAAGACUGAUGGUGGUGGUUAUGUAAAUGAUGAUGUAAAACUAGCUACUACUUCCACCAGUAUUGAACACGAUUGUGAUGAUUACGUGGGUGGUGGUGAUGGUGCUGUUGAUGUGGAUGGUGGUGUUGGUAGUGUUGGUAGUGUUGGUAAUGGUGGUGAUGAUGCUGUUGAUGUUGAUGCACAUGUUGGUGAUGAUGAUGUGAAAAUUGCUACAGCUGACAUCAAUGUUGAAGGUUAUGAUGAUUGUGAUGGUGAUCAUGUUGAUGAUAGUGAUGAUGAUAUGGAUGGUGGUGGUGGUGGUGAUGGUCGUGACGGUACUGGUGAUUAUGGUAAUGAUAUGGAUGGUGGUGGUGACAAUUGCAGUAAUAGUGAUGGUGCUGUUGAUGAUAAUGAUAAUGGUGUUUCUGGUGGUUAUAUUGGCGAUGGUAAUGAUAACGAUGGUAGUAUUGAUGUGAGAUUUGCAGCUGAUGGUGGUGGUGAUGAUAAUUGCGUAUGUGGUGGUGGUGUUGGUGGUGGUAAUAUUAGCAGUGGUAGUGAUGGUGGUGAUGUAAUUGGUGCGGCACUGAGAGGAUGAGUGGUAGACGCAGGUUACUGAUGAAAUGGAGUCUGCCUCAGUAGCUCGUGAUCAAUAAUCUCUCUUUAAUUCUAUCAAAAAAGUAACAUGUAGCAGCACACCUAUCCUUUAGGGAAAGAACAACGAUCCUAUCUCUGACUUCUAGGAACAUGUUUAGAGGUUUUUCAGAGAAUAUCUAUAAUGUCUUGGGGGAGGGGAAAUCCCCCAGCCCCGAUAACAUCAUGGGGCAAGGUGGGGGGACGACCCUGCUUGGGCUGCGGUGCCUCAAAUAUUGGAAGAAGUAGCCACCCCUUGUGAGUUUUUGAAUGAUGUGCCAUCUAUUGAGGAAGUACGAAGAGUGAUCCAGAGUCUGCGACUAGCAAAAACGAUGGGGAGAGAUGAUCUCCCAAGAAAACUUCUGACGGUAGGUAGUGUUUUUGUGCAGACUGGCAAAAGGUCUUGACAAGAAUUAUUUAACAUCACCUUGCCAGGCAUAUUGAGGAGAGGCUUGCGGAGCCCCAAUGUGGUUUCAGGCCGGGGUGGUCCUGCACAGACGCCAAAUUAUCUGUCCGUCUGCUACAGCAGAGGCAUAGGGAAUUCCAACAGGACCUACAGCUCUGCUUUAUUGACCUGGUCAAGGCCUAUGAUACCUUAAUUUUUAAAAAUCCAGAUUAAAAUGUAUUUCGUUUACAACUGCUAUAUGUAUCUUGAUUCUUUCAAUCUUGCAAGGCAUCCUUCCAAUCCUGCGGAACCCAUCCUGUAGUCCAGACAGUUGAUGUCAUGUAGGGCAGUCUGCAUAUAUGUGCCACCUUCCUUCAGUAGUUGGAUUGGGAGAUCAUCUCUGCCUAUCGCUUUUCCUGGUCUCAGACACUGGAACGCCAUUCAGGUGUGACUAAGUCUGACAAUAUUUUAGGCACUAUAGCCCCAGCAGGGUCGUCCUCACCUUGCCUCAUGAUGUCUGGGCUGAAACAAUUCCCCUUCCCCAAUACCUCGUAGAAAUAUUAUGCAAACCUGAAUACCAGUUCCUGGAGUUCAGAGAUUGGAUCACUGUUUUUUUCUUAAUGAAUGGCGAUAGGUGAGGCUCUGCAAGUUACUUUUUUGUGAUUGUGGGCUACUGAGGCAGAUUCCAUCUCCUUAGCAACCCACAACUCAUCCUUGCAGCGCUCCAUGGCUCUCCGAACCUCUGAGUGAAGGCUGCGGUAAGCCGUUUUUUGUGCACAUGUACCCAUACGAGUGUACAUGCACAGCAAUGCACAUGUACACACCAGUUUUACAUCCAGCACUGUGCAUACACACAAGUGUACUUACACGUGGACAUCCACACGUACAUACACACGAGUGUGCAUGCACAUCAGUUUUAACGUUAAUAUUUUAGCAGAUUAAUAAAAACAGUUUUUUUUUAA